Colossoma macropomum (tambaqui) is the source of this 2044-nucleotide messenger RNA. Its product is annotated as P2Y purinoceptor 14. The record is from RefSeq and is a predicted model, not a curated record. Gene Ontology annotation, biological process: G protein-coupled receptor signaling pathway. Bases 369 to 1439 code for a protein of 356 amino acids. Gene Ontology annotation, molecular function: G protein-coupled purinergic nucleotide receptor activity. The transcript is spliced from 2 exons. Gene Ontology annotation, cellular component: membrane. NCBI's taxonomy places the organism in Eukaryota, Metazoa, Chordata, Actinopteri, Characiformes, Serrasalmidae.
ACCACUGGGAAUAGUUAAAAACUAAGUGAAGACAGAAAACAUAGCAGAGCAGCUGGCGUGGAGAGAAACAAGUGUGUUUAUGUUGUUGUGUAGGACAGAAAACCUCACACCAGGGAUUGUGGAGGAGGAAGGAGAACUAUAACAGAGAGCACAGAGACUGUUCCUGUAAGUUAGCAUCAAUGCAAACAUCAUCAUGUUCAGUGCUGUUUGCUACCAAAGAGUCCAACCCACAAAGAAGACACAGCAGCCAUCCUGUCCUUCUGCAUCCUGUCUGAUACAUUUUUCUUUCAGAGAACUGGCAAGAGUGACAAUCUCUUAACCUCAUCACUCUGACCUAUUAACUUUACCUUUAACGUCUGGAGUCCUGAAUGACUCACAGCUCUCAAGGUAUGAACUACAGCAAUGUUACCCACACCUCUGGCUGUGGAAGCCAAUCAGCUGGGAACAGGACAGACUUCAGUAGUGUGUUUACGCAGCAAGUCCUUCCCGUGCUCUAUGCUCUGAUCUGUGCAGGUGGGCUGGUUUUAAAUGGCCUGGCUGCAUGGAUCUUCUUCCGGCUGCCCAGCACGUCUGGCCUUAUGGUCUACCUGAAGAACAUGGUGGUGGCCGAUCUCCUGAUGCUGCUCUCCUUCCCGUGGCGCGUGGCCAGCGACCUGGGUAUUGGCGGCUGGCAGAUGAAGGUGGUUGUGUGCCGCUACACAGCCGUGCUCUUCUACCUCAGCAUGUACACGGGCAUAGUGUUCAUGAGCCUCAUUAGUUUGGAGCGCUAUGUCAAAAUUGUCCGUGCUUCCUCCACUUCCUCUUCAUUUUGCCUUUGCUCUUUCAAUGCCUCUUCCCUCCUGCAGCGUGUGCCCAUGGCCAGAGUAUUGGCCUUCCUAGUCUGGGCCUUGCUGCUGCUUUGUAUGCUACCCAACACCCUGCUGACAAAUCGCCCCGCGGCUGAGGGCUGCUCAUGCAUGGAGCUAAAAAGUGCGCUUGGUCGCCGCUGGCAUGGAGUCUCUGCCCACCUAAUUGUGGCCAUUUUCUGGUUGACCCUCGUGCUCAUGGCCUACUGCUACACCUCCAUCGCUCAGCAUGUGUACCGCUCCUACCGGAGAGUGCUCCGGGACGGCAGCGAGGCAGGCCGCAAAUCCAACCGCAGCAUCUUCAGCCUUCUGGCCGUGUUUUUUCUCUGCUUUGUGCCCUACCACGUGUUCCGUGUGCCCUACACGCUGAGUCAGCUGUCAGGCAUCAAGUUUAGCAUGCAAACACGCUUCCAGCUCUUCCAAGCCAAGGAGGCCACGCUUUUCCUGUCAGCCCUCAACGUGUGUCUGGACCCCGUCAUCUACUUCCUCAUGUGCAGGACAUUCAGAGAGUCACUGCUGCGUAAGCUGUCUACUGCAGACGGUGAGAACAGGAGGCCCUCUGUUACCAAUGGACUUAGCGUCAGUAAUUUGUAGAAGAGAACUGAUUUAUGCAUACUCUGCCCACAAAUGUGUUAUUUUGUAGUGUUGUGAGGUUGUACAAGCUUUAAAGAAAAACCCAUUCAUCCUACAACACCCAAAAUCCAUUCAACCUACAUCAUGGCUUAUCCUAAUGGCAGGAGAGUGUUGUACUGGAUUGUGUCACAAGGCCCUCAAGAUGUCUGCACUAGAAAUAUCAAGUCUGCUUGUCAAGUUAAAAUUUGUUACUUAUUAACAAAUAUGCUAGCUUGGUAAGUUUUAACUACCUUAGCUAGUAGCUAUACAGUAACAAAUGUCAUUUAAAGCAGUGAUGGAUCUGUCUAACUUCAGUUUAGGACAGUGAUUAAAUGUGUACAAUGGGCUAUGUUUGAACCCCUCAUUUGACAUUGUAAAUAGAAGCUUAAAUAACGCAUAUAAUAACAUUAUAUUGCCCUGCCCUGGGUCCACUUAGCAAGCUUGCCAGCUAUCAUAAGCAAUCAGUGACACAAAAACAAACAAUUUUCACUUACCUGUAGCUCUAGCUGGAAGUUACCUCAUCCAUUUCUUUCUGGGGUAACAUCAGAAUGAUGCUUUCAGUGCUGCUACUUCUGAUCCUGCUGUUU